This is a messenger RNA of Acanthoscelides obtectus, 2915 nucleotides long. NCBI's taxonomy places the organism in Eukaryota, Metazoa, Arthropoda, Insecta, Coleoptera, Chrysomelidae. The record is from the annotation of a GenBank genome assembly.
CGUGAAUACCCCGUCAACGAUGACGUUUAUAUGUCAAGACGACACUUGUGCUUUUUGCUUUUAUGAGUGGCAUUCGGCAAGUUUUUUAAACAUACAAUAAUUUCAAUAAAAUAGUUUUAUAUUUAUGAAAACACAGUUUUUCCAAAAAUCAUAUGUGUAUAAACAAAUUCUAUGGCUACUCUUGAUGCAGAAUGGCAUUUAUCCAAUACUGGAGAACAUAUAUUAACAAACAACGGAAGCAUCAAAGAUAAAAAAGAGAUUUUUCAACAAGCUUUAAACACAGACUUAAAAGAAAUAUGUAGUCCAGUAUUAAGCAAAGAGCCUGCCAAAGAAGUAUUCUCUAAAGUAGUUUUGCAAAUUCAGAAGAUAAAAAAUAUAUCAGCACCAAAGGCAAAUGAGGAUUCUCAAGCAGCUCCUCGCAUGUUAAAACUUAGUUUAACUGAUGGCGAUGGAUAUGUUCAAGCUUUGGAAGUAAAAAAUAUUGGUACUUUAAGCCAUAAAACUACACCACCUGGUACUAAAAUAUUGGUCCAGAAUGCUAAGUAUUACUCAGGAUAUCUACUGUUAUCACCAGAAUGUUGUACUGUUUUGGGAGGUAGAGUACCAAAUUUAGUUGAAAAGUGGGAGCUUGCCAAGUCUACACUGCCAUCGAAAAGAAGAUAUUCAAGUGAGGAUGGUCCACCACCAUGGGUUCACUUUGGUGUGAAAAUUAAAACUAAUAUUCAAGAUGAUAACUUUGCAUCAUUAUCUAGCAAGGCUAAAGAUUCUAGUAAAGAAAAUCCUGAAUUUGAGCAACAGAGGCUGGAGGCUAUUGCUGAAGCCUCAACUGGAGCUGUUAAAAAGGUGUUUGGUGGUAGAGUUAAACAAAAUGUUCAACCUGUUCAAAAUUACCAGAAUAGGAAUAAUCAGAAACAAAGGAGAGACCAACCAAAAGGAAAGGGCAAAAAAUGCAUGGAUGAUGAAGAAGAUGUUGUGGAAAAGCCUUUGAAACCUACCAACAAAGUAUCUCUAUUUUCAUUCCUUGAAGAUAAAUUACCUGUUAACGAGAAUCCUCAACAUACUAAAUACUCAAAUCAGUUCCCAUCAGAUAGGUAUAGACCUAAUGAAAGCUAUAAACAAAAUAACAUGCAAUCAUAUCAGACCAGCAAUAAUCAAAAACCUUCAGCAAGACAAUCAAACCUAAACAGUUUCAAACACCAAAAUUCAGAGAGGUUUGAGAAACCAUACCCCAGCUAUAAAGAGCAAAACAGACAGAAUGAAAAUGCAUCAGCUCCAAUAAAUGACAUUAAGUUAUAUCAUGGAAACUCAAAUCAAAACAUCACAAAUCCUAUUAAGUUUUAUCAUAGUGAAAAUUCAAAACAAAGAUCAUCAAAUUAUAUGAAGUCUCAAGAUGAUGCAAGUCAAGAAAAUAAUAUAAAAUUUUACCAUAGUGAUAUUUCCAAAAAAGUGCCAGCGAAUUAUUCUAAUGACUCCAGACAAGGCAGCUCUAAUAAUGCAGCUUUUCAUCAAGAUAAUUCAAGGAAAGGUGGACACAAUAGUGGAAAAUAUAAUAGCAGUUAUCAGCAGAACACACAGAUCACUUAUAAUCAGGGAUACCAGCAGAAUAAUUAUCAGCAAGCUAAUUACCAGAGAAACAACCAGAACAGCUAUCAACAAAAUCAAAGUACUUACCAGCAGAAUAGUUAUCAGCAACAAAAUCAUAACAACUACAAGCAAAAUACUCAACCAACAAAACCAGUUCCUACUAGUACAAUGGUAACUAGCAAUGUUGACAGUACAGUGAACAGUAUUGAUGUGGAAAGUGUGACCCAAAAUCUCGGAAAAGUGUCAUUGAAUAGUCAAUUUGCCAGUAGAAGUUUAAGGCAGCAUCUAAAUUUAAGUACAAAUAAGAAGAACGAAGCUUCCACACCACCUAUAAUGCAGUCGGGUCAAAGUGGUGAUUCUUCAUACAAGAUUGGGGAUGUUUGUCUGGCGAAAUAUUGGGAAGAUGGAAAGUUCUAUGAAGCUACUAUUACUGCUAUAACAGAUAAAACCUUUGCUGUAAAAUUCAAAGGCUAUGGAAACAUAGAGGAAAUUUUGAAGACAGAUUGCCAACCUCUAGACAAUAAACAAUAUAAUCAGCAGAAAAGAUACAACAGUAGGCAGUAUUCAGGUAAACAUUUGUGGAUUUUUGGAUUGUAAUAUAACUUAACAUUUUUUAGGUUCAACAGAAUUCCGGAAGAGCACUAAAACUUACAACUAAUGCCAUAAAAAUUAAGUAUAAAACUAUGUUUAAAUUGAUGAUCUGAUGAUCAUUCUUUCAGUAUGAGGAUCAGCAGGAAUACUGGCGGACUUUUUUUUAGUUAUUUAUUUUCAUCUUAUAAACUCGUUUUAUGAUUUUUAGAAAAGCAGGUUUUCUUCCUUCUCAUGUGAAUUUGGCGAGGAAAUGUAAUCGCGAAAAUGAGAUUUUGGUUUUUGGUCAUCAACAUGGACGCCCGCAAGGGGCGGGGGCAGUGGCACUGGACCUUAAAAUUUGCAUGAUUUUGUGUACAAUUUUGAAGAUUUUUAGGGUCUGCGAGGCAAAUAGUUGGUGCUACAAUGCAAUUAUUUUUGAAGCAAAAAUUUUAUAUUUUAUUUUCUCUAGUGCCCCUUCAAGUCCUGCGGCCUGACGCACAGUGCGUCACCAUAGAUCCCCGUCCGUAUUGGGCACAUAGAUUUCCCCAAAUAUUGCCGAGAGACAGAAUUAUGCAAAAGCUUUUCGCAAUUUCAAAUUUUUUAGGGAGAGACGUAAUUUUUAAUUUGACCAAUAUUAACACAAUUAGUUGAUGAAGUGUGCCAGUUUUCUGUUUCCUCUUUGUAACCAUUACGAACUUAUGAAGAUUCGACACUUUUUGUAAUUAACUAAUUAACCCAUUUAUUCUCAGCGAAAUGUUAAC